GGACGACGACCAGCCCAGUUUUCAACCACGAGAUUAUACAGAACCAUGUCCUCAGACUACGAAUACUCUGACGAUGACGCUGCCUACUACGAUGACGAGGAUAUGCUUGACGGAACCCAAGACGACGAAGUGUCGGACGACGACAUGGACAUGGACAUCGGCGACGAUUUCAAGGUGUCGACCAAGGGCAAGCGCAAGUCGUAUGAAGUAGAGCACGAGUCGCUAAGUCAGGCCGCUGUGGAGAAGGUCAUGCGCGACGACGCUGAGCACACAAGUGGCAUCCUUGGAGUCGAGCUCGACAUCGCGAAACUACUGUUGCGGCAUUCGUCGUGGAACAAGGAGAAGCUUAUCGAGCAGUACAUGGACAACCCCACCAAGGUCAUGGUCUCUGCAGGCAUUGUGUUGCCCGAGGUAGACCCACAAGCAACCCCGACGCCAGCUAGGACACAAACAUCGAAUUCAUCUUCUACCCGUCGUCCAACGAGAUCGACAUCCAAGCUCCUUUCUUCAUUCUCCUCUGGUUCACGAUCAUCCAAAUCCAGCUCUGGAUCUCCCCCAUCUUCCUGUGCCUCACCGAAGGCAUUAAAGAAAGCUGACGAGCCUUUUGUGUGUCCAAUUUGCUUUGACGACGACCCCAAAGUCCGAACGCUUUCCCUCGACUGUGAACACACCUUUUGUUCUGGUUGCUGGACUGCUUACAUCACUUCCAAAAUUCGUGAUGAGGGCGAGCACUAUCUUCGCUGCAUGGCGGAAGGCUGUGCUCUGGUCACAUCCGAUACCUUCAUUCGCUCAGUUCUCGUUCCGGAGCAAGGCUCACAAAGCAUUACUCCGGCGGAGGCGGAGGAGAACCUCAAGGUCUGGUCGCGCUUCCAGGAACUUCUAGUUCGUCAUUUCGUGUCGUGCAACCCCGACCUCAAGUUCUGCCCUUAUCCAUCGUGUACCAACACCGUCUCGUGUCCAGCGGCCUCCUCCAAACUCAGUCUUACAUCGAUCGUACCUAUCGUGUCAUGUGGCGCGCGGGGGAUUGGAGGCCAGGAACAAAGCCAGAGUCAGAGCCAAUCCAGUCUUGGAGGCAAGGAACACAAGUUCUGCUUCGGAUGCCCGGUCGAGAGCGACCACAGACCAGUAAUCUGCAAUGUGGCCAAGAUGUGGUUGAAGAAGUGUCGGGACGACAGUGAGACUGCCAACUGGAUCAAGAGCAACACCAAGGAGUGCAGCCAGUGUCAGAGCACGAUCGAGAAGAACGGCGGAUGCAACCAUAUGACGUGCAAGAAGUGUAAGCACGAGUUCUGCUGGGUUUGUAUGGGUCCCUGGAGCGAACAUGGUACCGCAUGGUAUUCAUGCAACCGAUACGACGAGAAGGCUGGCCAGGAGGCGCGGGACGCCCAAAGUCGCAGUCGAGCCUCUUUGGAGCGUUAUCUCCACUACUAUAACCGAUGGGCCAAUCAUGAACAAUCCGCCAAACUCUCUGUAGACCUUUAUGCCAAGACUGAGAAGAAGAUGGAGGAGAUGCAGAUCACGUCUGCGCUCACCUGGAUCGAGGUUCAGUUCAUGAAGAAGGCUGUUGAGGAGGUGGAGAAGUGCCGCAUGACUCUCAAAUGGACGUACGCCAUGGCUUAUUACCUCGCCAAGGGUAAUGAGAAGGAGCUCUUCGAAGAUAACCAGAGGGACUUGGAGAAAGCAGUCGAAGACCUCUCCGAACUCUUGGAAUCCCCAUUAGAGCCUGAGAACAUCCCCACCCUUCGUCAACAAGUGACGAACAAGACGGUUUAUGUCCAAAAGCGUAACGAGAUUGUGUUGGAGGAUACGGCCAACGGUUUCCUGGAGGGACGAUGGAAAUGGAACGCGAAGGUCGAGGGAUUCGACGAUCCAGACCCUAGCCUUAUUGCCAUCUAA
This is a messenger RNA of Coprinopsis cinerea okayama7#130, 1896 nucleotides long. RefSeq names its product RING-5 domain-containing protein. NCBI's taxonomy places the organism in Eukaryota, Fungi, Basidiomycota, Agaricomycetes, Agaricales, Psathyrellaceae. Gene Ontology annotation, cellular component: ubiquitin ligase complex; cytoplasm. The coding region runs from base 46 to 1896 and encodes 616 amino acids. The record is from RefSeq and is a predicted model, not a curated record. The transcript has 8 exons. Gene Ontology annotation, biological process: protein polyubiquitination; positive regulation of proteasomal ubiquitin-dependent protein catabolic process; ubiquitin-dependent protein catabolic process. Gene Ontology annotation, molecular function: ubiquitin conjugating enzyme binding; ubiquitin protein ligase activity; zinc ion binding.